AUGGACGCGUUGAUAAGCUCGUAUCUACGGCUACUGAACCGUGACCCACUCUCGGCAUCAAAAACUGAAAAUUUACCAAACUUUGACUUGAAACGAAUGGAAUCCACCGUGUUACAAUCACUCGAAAAACAACUCUUUGAGAAUGUAAAUUUACAAACUUCAAAUCAACUAGACUCUAUGUGCAUGAAAUUUGAAUUCCUAUGCCAAAUAUAUAAGAAAAGCAAAGAUGCAGGCAAUUGGCUCAAAACUCUAAAGAGACAUCAUGUGUUCAUUGUACGAAUGUUUGAGCACAAACAAGAUUUAAACUUGAUUUAUACACAAUUAGAAUUUUCGUUUGUGCAGCUAUCAAAAUUGUUGAAGGUACCAUUGGGAGGAGAAGAUGAUUUGAAACACAGAUUGUUACUUGGCGUUUCCUACGUUGAGUAUCAAGGUGUAAUAGAAAAUCAAGAAGAUGUGGCAAAUGCAGUAGUUGCAUUGUCUAUGUUUUGCUUACAAUGGCUAGCCCAAAAAUUAGCUAAGGUAAUAAAAGAAAAUAAAGAAAGCAGUGGAGAAAAUAUAUCUCUACUCAAGUUGGUCCCUAGAGCAAUGCUGCAAACUGGAAACAUGCAUAAAUGGAUGAUGCAACGAGCGACGACAGAUAUAGGAAAAUAUCGAACCAAUUGUAAAAAAUUAUUACAAGGAUUUAUCAAGAUUUGUGAACGCCAAAUUAAAACAAGUACAAAUGUGCUUGAUGAUACCUUGACUGCUCUCAAGUUGAGGCUUGCAGAAGUAACCAAAGAAAUGGAAAAGACAGAUGUAAACGAACAAAAACUAAACAAGAAAGAAAAUGUGAUUGUUCCGGACCUUGUACAAAGAGUAACUUCUAAUGUGCACUUGCUCAAGGACGAUGCAGUACUUUUACAAUUGAAAAAACUUGACUGGAAUACUGAUAGUAUAGCAUAUUUCACCCAAGCUUUCUCGACUCAGAUGGUUGAUAUCGUGGAGUUUACAAAACAUUAUCAAAAUAUCUUUGAUCAUUUAAUCAUUAUAGUUAGAGACACAUUAUCUCCACCAUUAAUACCAAGUCUCAAGCAAAUGUUUAGUAUUUUUCAGUUUUACAAGCAAAGGAAAAGGAUGAGAAACGUGUCAAAUUUGUUAUACAAUUUGGGUAGAAAAACAAGUGACACUGGCCUAUUGGAAACAUCAGCUCUUUAUGAAUGUCUCGUUUUUGAAUUGGAGCCUACAUCUGCAAGCUUAGAUAUACUUGUCAAAAAGGUCAAGGCCAUGUGUUGUGUUAUCAAUAGUAGUGAAAGAAACAGCAACAGAAGCAUGCAAAACAAUGACAAUGACAUUGACAUUGACAACAAUAAAGCAGUGUUCUUACAAUUUUUACGAUGCUGUGAAAAAAUUUCUGUUUUUUCACAAACACAACUUGCUCAAAUAUGUGAUCUUUUUUUGCAAAUCCCCGACAGGUUAAUGUACCUUUAUGCGGUGAGUGAAUCCUUCAAAUUAGAGUUUUUGCAAGCUAUUUCCAAUCACUUGCGGUUAAAUCUGUCGAUUAAAAUUUCAACUUUCCGACAUAAAGUUGAACAGUUUGUCACGUUUUCAGACCUGAAAAAUAAAGCACAAGUUCUCAACGCAUUUGUUUCUGAUAGCGAAGGAUACCUGGAGCUGAAAAAAGUGAAAAGGGAAAUUGAUCCAUUAGCCAGUAUUAGUCAGAGACUCUUGGACUGCAGCCAGUUCUCUCAAGCUUUGAUCAAAGACUGCUUUGAUACUUUUAAACAAUGGGAACCAACAUCUCAGUGUUUAAAAGAAUAUGACCUAAUCAAACAUGUUUUUUGUUUCUUUCAAAACCAUGGAUUGUCUAGUGUUAUACUUGUCCUUGCGAAAAUACUCGAAGACAAAGUAGCAGAUUUGGCUCUUCAAAUAUAUCUACAAUUUGCAAAAUGCAACGCUUGUGAGCGUUUAUCCAUGUUUGAUGAUUGGCGGAAAUCACUUCAAAUUUUGCAGCUGUUGUUAAAGCGGACGCAAAAGACAUCAAUAAGAGAUAUUAUUAACUACCGUGUGGAAAACAUUAAAUUGUGUAUUGCUGAGAGUAACGUUAAUAUGGCGAGGGAAAAGUUUGCUGAGUUGAUCAAAGUCAUAUCUCAAAGACCUGAAUUUGAUACUGUACGCUCAAAUUCAUUACCAUUACUGGAAAAACUAAACAAUUUCUCAAUUUUGGGUAAUUUGCAUUUUCUAGCUUCGAAAAUAUGUCACCAUCCAGUGGAUUCAUAUGCUCACAUCAAGAUGAGUUUACAAAUAUUGUAUUCGAUUCAUAAAACUUGCAGUGAUUUACCUUUGAAAAGCUUACCCUUGAGAUCACAUGAGUCUUGGAUGAUAUCCCAUGAGCUCAAAUACAGAUGUCUUCAUUUACUCAGUGAUGUAUACGAGUGUGCUAUUCUUAAUCUCGUUGACUUGGGCUUGUCUAACAAAUUGGGUGUUUAUCUUAAUGAAUGGACAAACAUAAAUGACUUGAUGGACCUGCCUAUUGUUAAAGAAGUCAAUAAACUUAAGUUAUCACUCUAUGGAGGAAUUGCCAAAAUGAAAAAUUUCUCAACGUAUACAGAAACAAAUGAUACAUUUGUCAAUAAAAAUAUCACGGUAAUGUACCUUCAGCAAAUAAAAAAAGGCAUGGGAGAAUACACAGAAAACAUCCACCUUGACCUGCAAUUUGUGUUCAAAGCUACCCAAAAUGCUUUAGAAUUAAAUUUUGAUACAAUAACUCACAUAUAUGAGCUGAAACAGUAUCAACAGUUUGACUCGUACAAUUCACAAACUAAUCAAUUUGCAAGCAAUAUAAAAAUGUCUUUUGAAACUAGUUUGCAAAAGUUGAUUGCAAGCAGUAGUCCACAAUACACUCCUUUUGAUGUACAAAUCUUUCCCGCAAUUGCUAAUGUUACGGAUCCAACUAUAAGACAAAUCCCAACACAGAUAUUUGCAGCGUUACUUGACUGUAAAGACCAGCUUCUUGCGAUGCUUCAACUGUCUGUUUCGCUAGUUCAAUUGAGACUGUUAUUGUUUCUUCUUUCGCGCUGCAUCCAUUUGAUUUCUUUGAUAGGUGUCUAUAAGGGUAAGGAAAUGUUAUUAAAACUAUAUUUUUAUCAAGACCUCAUCAAAUUCAAUCCCUUUAAGAACCAAAGAGCCAUUGCCGUCUUACCAAAACUUGACUUUGUUCCAAAAUCUCCAAGACCUUUUUCUCAAUUGAACAUGGAUGCAGAAUACCAAGAUUUCAAACUGAAUUUGGAAUUCUAUCUACCAAAUAACUACAAUGUUAUUACUAUGGAUAUAUGUGAACAUACCGGAGAUCUUUUGUUGUCCAAAUGCAGUCGAGGUUCGUUACCUAUAUUUAUAAGACUAUCACUUGAAAGGUAUAUUGAUCGCGAAGGUAUCGAUGUGAUGAAUUUUGAAAGAUUAAAGCAAGAAUUCAACCGCAUUUUUGAAGAGAAUCGUAAACUGACACAUAACUCUACAACGUCCAUGAUCAAAACCGUUGAUGAUAGGAAAGGUUGGUGGAAACAAAGGUUCACAUUGGAUUAUGAGCUCAAAGAUCUAUGUCAACAUGUUGAGGAUUUCUGGUUAGGAGGUUUCAAAGGAAUAUUUGCCUCCAAUAAUUUGAAUAGUCACUUGUAUUCAAAGUUCAAAGAGGAGCUAGUGAAAAUUUUGCAAACACUGGUUUCAAGGACAAUAAAUGAAGGGAUUGUUCUUGCUGAAUUUGUUUAUGAAUGUUUUUUCGCAUUACUGCAAUAUGAACGCUCUGCUGUAAGUGAUUUGUUAUCGUACAUCAUUCUGAUCACAAGCCUACAUACCAAUAUUGACAGCAGCAAUAACCGAAACAACAGUAAGAUUACAGUGUCUGGUAUACGCUUGGAAAAGUUGCAUCGGGCUAUAGAGCAAUUGAUUGCUAAAUUUGCUCUAUUGAAAGGAUUCGAUACGAAGAGUCACAUUGUUCUUAUCCCAAGCUCAAGAUGUUCGUUUUUUCCAUGGGAGUCGAUGGAUAUAUUACGCAACCAAUCAGUUACUAGAAUGCCCUCAGUCUCUAUGCUUUUAGAGACUUUAAAAACAGAAAAGGAAAAAAAGAAGGUGAUGGGUAAAGAAAUCGGAAAUAAAAUUGGAAAAGAAAAAGGAAAUAUAGAGCACCAGGAACAAGUUCUUGACCAAAGAAACGUGUAUUAUCUAAUCAACCCUGGUGGUGAUUUGAAAAAUAGUCAAGAAAGAUUUGGCCCUAUUGUCGACUCGUUCCCGCAUUGGAGAGGUUUAGUUGGCUCAAAACCUGAUGAAAAUCAAAUGGUUGAAAACAUAAUGAACUCUGAUUUGUACAUUUACAUUGGCCAUGGCAGUGGUGAUCAAUAUAUCAAAAUGUCAAACUUGAUGAAACAGACAUUUGAUAAUACGAAAUCAAAAAGUACUAAUUUACCGCCUACGCUACUUCUCGGCUGCUCGUCUGGUGAAAUUCGUGAUUGUGGAGCGCUUGAGCCACAAGGAACUUUUCUUCGUUGGCUAAGUUGUAAAUCGCCACUAAUCAUAGCCAACUUAUGGGAUGUAACCGAUAAGGAUAUCGAUGCUUUUACAAUCACCAUGUUCACGCAUUGGGGAUUGAUUGAUGAAGGUAGCGUUGAUACCAGGGAGAACUUGAGAAAUAAGAGUGGAAACAGAGAUGGAAAUAGCAUUAAAGGGUGGAGCAGAGAGAAUAUAGCGCAAGCUGUAAAGAAAAGUAGAUCGGUAUGCAAUUUGAAAUAUUUGAAUGGCGCAGCUCCAGUUAUAUAUGGACUUCCAUUAAGUUUAAAUAACUGA
Molecule: messenger RNA, 4812 nt
Organism: Lodderomyces elongisporus
Lineage: Eukaryota; Fungi; Ascomycota; Pichiomycetes; Serinales; Debaryomycetaceae
Gene: ESP1
Product: separase
Exons: 1
Coding region: 1-4812 (1603 amino acids)
Biological process (GO): proteolysis; meiotic chromosome separation
Cellular component (GO): cytoplasm; mitotic spindle; nucleus
Molecular function (GO): cysteine-type endopeptidase activity
Source: RefSeq, a predicted model, not a curated record